AUUGGUUAAUAAGUUACAUUUUUAUUUGUUCAUAGUUGUCAAAGAAAUAUUUUUUGAAAGCUAUAUUUGCUGUUACUUGUUAAAAAGAUAAAUACUGUUCAGUUCAAGGCCAAAGUAAAAGUCAAUGUAUUGUUGCAUGUUUUGUGAUGUGAUGAUUACAGGUUUUUGUUUUCUUUCAGUUGAUACCUUUCCUUUUACAGCUCAUCAGCAGGAAGGAGAGAAACAGGUUAUCUUAGUUCUUUUCUGUUGCACUGUUUUUGAAAGCAUGCUUUAGAAAGCAUUAGAUUUGCCAAGACUUGUGUAGAACUUUCCCUUCAAAUAUGUUAACGUUUUAGGUUAGUAUUGUGCAGUAACCAGCCCCUGGCAAACUACAGGCUGGCUUGCUCUAAUCUAAGCACGUGAGCCUUGCCCAAGCUACUGCUAAGCCCACCCAUGUAUAAAUGUACACAAACAUAUCAGGGACCGAUUUCCAGGAAAAGCACGAGGCAGAAAACGCGUCAGACAUUUCCGUGGGGCACAAAUGUAAUAGUAUCUAGCUCUCUCUUAUUACUCUCUGGUACUAUUGGUAUGGUGUUAUUUUGUUCUUCCAAGAGCGGAGCUCAUAUUGUGAGACCGAAUGUCUGUCCUGACUUGACUUCCUCUUCUACUUGUGCUGUUUGAAAUGGAAGUAAACUUAUGAACCUUUUUUUUUUUAACUCAUAGACCAUGUUUUUCACAAUUGCAGACUUCAGCAGUGUUAGGUGCUUUUUCCUCUGUGGAAUGUUGUAUUCAACACUGUAAUGAUUUCAUUAAAUUGCAGAGGUCAAAGAGAGUUGCUGCAAACAUGUCAUUGCUGUAGUUAAUGAUGACUUUAUUACAGAUAAAGGAAGCAGCUUAAUGUGUAACUAAAGAAAUGUUUCCAGGUUCUUUUUUUUUUUUUUCUUCACUAACAAAUCCACUUUUCAGAUUUCAACGCAUGGUGCCCUAGCUGGGGAUUGGUGACUAUACCAGCUUUGAGACUGAAACGUAGUUCAAUGUAUCUGAACCCUAACAUUUUGCCAAACAUUGGAAUUGCAGAGUGCAGGUGGUCCCUGUCAAGUGAUAGUCAAUAUGUGGGAGACCCAUCAUCACCCCCGCACGAUGAGCCCCACAGCAUCACACCAGAAUAUUGAUGAUGGGCAAUUUGGAAUCAGUAACGGGGUGAAUUGUGUUGACUCUGGGUGGCUCACAUGUCAGACAGAGAUUCGCCUGCGUCUGCACUACUCGAAGAUGUCUCCGGUGUCCAUCACUAAGAAGAAAUUCAAGAAGUCUCGCUUCAGGAUCAAGCUCACAUUGGAGGGCAUUGAGGAGGAGGAAGAUGACGAGGAAGAUGUGCUCAGUCCUUCAUCUUGGCACAAAAUGACCACCACUCUGGAGAUCAGUAUGAUCAGUGCCAAUGGCUAUAAGUCGCGUCACUCGCAGCCUGAGUGUGGGUACGCCCUGGAGCCCUCCCAGUGGACGGAGUACAGUAUCCACACCAUGGACCCAGACAACCUAGAGCUCACCUUUGAGUUCUUUGAGGAGGAUCUGAGCGAGCAUGUUGUCCAGGGGGACACUCAUCCAGGACACGUGGGCACAGCUUGCCUUCUCUCCUCCACUUUUUUGGAGAAUGGCAAAGACAACGGAGUAGUCACACUGCCCAUAAUGGGUCGAAAUUCCAGACAGACCAUCGGAAAAGUUAGAGUGGAUUACUUGGUGAUCCGGCCCAUCCAGGGGCUGCAGUGUGACAUGAGCUCCUCGUACACCAAGUACUGGAAGAAAAGAAGCACUCUGGAUGUGGGUCACAGGGGAGCUGGCAGCACACACGCAGCCAAGCACCACAGAGUCAGGGAGAACACAAUAGCCUCAUUCAAAAGCGCUGCCAAGCAUGGUGCAGCCUAUGUAGAGUUUGAUGUUCACCUCUCCAAGGAUGCUGUUCCUAUUGUAUACCAUGAUCUGACAUGCUGCAUUUCCACGAAGAAGAAAAAUGACAAGACUUCACUGGAGCUCAUUGAGGUGCCAGUCAAAGAUUUGACAUUUGAUCAGCUGCAGCUUCUGAAGCUGGCCCAUGUAACUGCAAUGAAAGGAAGUGAUAACAAAGAUCUGCUGGACGAUGAAGACGAAAUUGACGAGCAUCAGCCAUUUCCCUCACUCUCACAGAUCUUUCAGGCUAUCCCCGAGCAUGUGGGUUUCAACAUUGAGCUCAAAUGGAUCUGCCAGAUGAAGGACGGAUCAUGGGACGGGAACCUGUCAUCCUACUUCAACAUGAAUACCUUCCUCGACGUCGUCCUGUCUUGUGUUCUGCAGAAAGGUGGCAAAAGGCGCAUUGUCUUCUCCUGUUUUGACCCAGAUAUCUGCACCAUGGUACGCCAUAAACAGAACAAGUACCCCAUCCUCUUCCUUACUCAGGGAAUUUCAGACAGGUAUCCCGAACUCAUGGACAUCCGCUGCCAGACCACUCAGAUCGCCAUAAGCUUCGCCCAGAGUGAGAACAUCCUGGGAAUCAGUGCCCACACUGAGGAGCUGCUGAAGAACCUUACCUACAUUGGGGAUGCCCAGUCUAAAGGCCUGGUGGUGUUCAGCUGGGGAGAUGACAACAAUGACCACGAGACCAGAAGGAAGCUGAGAGAGCAGGGAAUUGAUGGGCUCAUCUAUGAUAGUAUCUGUGAGGAUCAAGGAGAGCAGCCAAAUAUCUUCCAAGUAGAGGAGCAGCACUCCCUGCAGGAGGUUAUUACAGAGGAGACCCUGAAGAGCUCCACCUGUUCCUGCUACACCAUUCCCUGCUCCAUGGCUCCUUGCAUCGCCUCCAAGGCUCGUGCUGGCAGCGCUGAGUCCGACUCUGGCCUCAGCUCCUCAUAAACACACCUAAACUACCUAUCAAUAGAAGUCAAUGCACGUGCGCGCACACACACACACACACACACACACACACACACACACACACACACACACACACACACACACAGACACACACACACACAGACACACACACACACAAACACACACUGAACAGGACCAAGGUGUACUUGCUUGGUUUGUGUAUAUAUUUUAAAUUUCUGACAAGAUUUAUUGUUUCUUUAAACCUGAAGAUGUGCUCACAAGAAUAACACCACUUAAACCACCUCCACUCCACUCAGUUACAGAUUUUGUCUGCUGUUGUGUAUCUUCACAGAAGGUUUGUUAUUUAUAUUUUCUGUUAAAAUAGGUGAAUGGUUUGCCAAAACCUUAAGGCAGUCAUGCACAUGUUUUUCAAUGACCAGUUUAGGGAUCAAACCCGUCUGCACAGACAUCUUCAUAAUGGUGGAAUUUAACAGUGGAUAUUUAUUUAGCCAAUAUGUUUUAUCUCUUCACAGUCUAAGUGCUAAAAGUUAGUGCAUAUGAUAUUUUACGGGUGUAGAUGGGUAACAGGACAGCAAAGUGUAUGUCAUACAGUUUAUUUUGAAGGACUAUGCUGUCUUAUGUCUCAGCUGUUAUGUCUUUUCUGCGUAUGUAGCCAUUACCUUCAAUGUCUCAAAUAGCAGUUGGCACUACCUCCUGAUUGCUAUUUCAGGUGUGAGAAAUAAUUUGGCCGCGGGUCUGGCACAUCCGUUGCUGGGUUAGGUUUGCAUACUACAUACAGUGCUAGAGGAUGUGCGUUUGGGGGACGGUGCAGGUUGCCAUUAAUGAAUGCUCACCUCUCGGUGGACAGACUAAAGCACUUAGAAGACGCCUGCAUGACCAAUUAAUUUCCUCUUGAACGGAGUGCUGAAAGUACUGGCGCCUCCUUUUCCCGCCUUCAAACUCCCGCUUAUUGUCUUUUAUGGACUAAUAGCUAUUAUUAUUAAUUACAUACUGCAUGAAUACUGGAUGUAUUGUAUCCUUUAUUCUUUUUAUCUACUUGAUUUAUGGAAAAGCAGAAGAAUGUUUUGUUUGCAUCAGUGCACACAUACCACAGCCUUAAGGGGGAAAAAAAAUUAUGUCUGUUCCUGGUCUUUUGUUUUAAAAUUACCAGUACCUCACUCAUCAUCUGUUAGAAUAGACUGAAGUUAGGAUGUCUGUCCAAAUGAACAAAUACCUCCUACAAAUCCUGUUUCACUUCACGCCACAAUACUUUUCCUUGCACGGCAGAUUAUUUUUGGCACAAAUUACACUUGAGAUAAUUCAUCAUUUGAGUAUUAAAAUAUGUGUUGAUAUAAGGCGUAUGUUAAUGCUGCAUUUUGAACACAUCUAUGUUUAGUAGUGCUGUCUCUAUAACUGUCUUACCACACAAUCUCUUAACUGCAAACUAAUGAAGUCUCGCAUGGUCUAUAUCUGUAUGAAUGAAUAGAAAAGAAGCUGGUGUUUAAUAUUAAGUGCCACUUCAGGACAGAAGAGUGGAAAUGGAAAUGUAAAUAAAAUCAGUACCUGCA
Messenger RNA from Toxotes jaculatrix (banded archerfish), 4385 nucleotides. It is a transcript of the gene gpcpd1, whose product is annotated as glycerophosphocholine phosphodiesterase 1. Gene Ontology annotation, biological process: glycerophospholipid catabolic process. Gene Ontology annotation, molecular function: starch binding; glycerophosphocholine phosphodiesterase activity. The record is from RefSeq and is a predicted model, not a curated record. The transcript is spliced from 17 exons. The coding region runs from base 1090 to 2856 and encodes 588 amino acids. NCBI's taxonomy places the organism in Eukaryota, Metazoa, Chordata, Actinopteri, Toxotidae.